Messenger RNA from Salpingoeca rosetta, 1623 nucleotides. Its product is annotated as DNA photolyase. Gene Ontology annotation, biological process: entrainment of circadian clock by photoperiod; circadian regulation of gene expression. NCBI's taxonomy places the organism in Eukaryota, Choanoflagellata, Craspedida, Salpingoecidae. The coding region runs from base 1 to 1623 and encodes 540 amino acids. Gene Ontology annotation, molecular function: DNA binding; FAD binding. The record is from RefSeq and is a predicted model, not a curated record. Gene Ontology annotation, cellular component: nucleus; cytoplasm. The transcript is spliced from 13 exons.
AUGUCAGGCGGUGCAGUAAGCAUUCACUGGUUUCGAAAGGGCCUUCGGCUUCAUGACAAUGCUGCACUUCUCGCAGCAUUGAAGGGCGCCAAGCAGGUGUAUCCAGUGUUUGUGCUGGAUCCACACUUUGCCAAGCCCGAGUUUGUGGGCGUGGUCCGCUACAACUUCCUGCUUGAAUCGCUGCGCGACCUCGACAAGUCCCUGCGUACGCUCGGAUCGCGGCUCUACGUGCUCAAGGGCAAACCCCUCCAGGCCCUCGAGGAGAAGUUCAAGGAGUGGGAGGUGACCAGACUGACGUUUGAACGCGACACCGAACCGUACGCCAAGCUUCGCGAUACACAGGCCCGUGAGCUCGCAGAGAAGCAUGGAAUUGAGGUGAUUACAACAGUUGGACACACACUUCAUGACCCGGAGCAAUACAUUGCGAAAGCGGGCGGUGCAGACAAGAUUCCGCUGACAUACUCGUCAUUUGGAACGCUGUUUCGACGGCUUGGCAAAGUGCCAGCCGCGCUGUCUGCCCCAACAAAAGAGGACUUCCCACAGUCAUCCACGCUGGUACGCACAGACGCUCUGGAUGACCACCGCUUUGACGUACCCUCGCUCAAGGACAUGGGUUACGAGUGGAAUGACGAUGAACACGAGGUGCGUUUUCCUGGCGGGGAGACAGAGGCGCUGGAGCGAAUGCGCCGCCACCUGCAGCGAAAGGCGUGGAUUGCGCACUUUGAAAAGCCAAAGACAAGCCCAAACACGCUCGAACCGUCAACAACAGGGCUCUCUCCGUACCUCAAGUUUGGCUGCCUGUCACCACGCCUCUUCUACCACGAGCUUGCACGCGUGUACGCGGAGUACCGGGACCACGCCAAGCCGCCCGUCUCCCUGCACGGCCAGCUGCUGUGGCGCGAAUUCUUCCACAUGUGCGGAUAUGCCGUGAAGAACUUUGAUCGCAUGGAGGGCAACCGAAUUUGCCGCCAAAUCGACUGGGACACCAACGACGCCCUGCUCGCUGCCUGGGAGAAUGCACGCACGGGGUAUCCGUGGAUUGACGCGUGCAUGACGCAAUUGCGGCGGGAGGGCUGGUUGCACCACCUUGCGCGCCACGCCGUCGCUUGCUUCCUCACCCGCGGUGACCUGUACCAGUCUUGGGAGAAGGGCGCGCAAGUGUUUGAUCGCUUGCUCGUCGACGCCGACUGGCAUCUCAACAGCGCCAAUUGGAUGUGGCUCUCAUGCUCCAGCUUCUUCUACCAGUACUUUCGCGUGUACAGCCCUGUUGCGUUUGGGAAGAAGACCGACCCAUCUGGCGCGUACAUCCGCAAGUACCUCCCGCAGCUCAAGGCGUUUCCAGACAAGUACAUCUAUGAGCCGUGGAAAGCGCCGCCCGGUGUACAGCGAAGCUGCGGGUGCAUCAUUGGCAAGGAUUACCCAGAGCCGAUUGUUGAUCACGCGGAGGUGUCCGCAGCGAACAAGGCACGCAUCAGGGCAUGCUACGACGCCUUGAAGCAGGCAGAAAAGGCAAAGAAGACGACGACCAAAGACGCGAAAUCAAGCGGCGGCGCUUCGAAGCGAUCAAGCGCACAAUCGUCAGCAAAACUCAAGAAGACAAAGACCGCAAGCAGCAAGCGCUGA